Messenger RNA from Rubroshorea leprosula, 1185 nucleotides. Lineage: Eukaryota; Viridiplantae; Streptophyta; Magnoliopsida; Malvales; Dipterocarpaceae. The record is from the annotation of a GenBank genome assembly.
CUAAAGCUCAAAGUCUUCCCAGCUAGAAUCAAACAAGAAGAAAAUAAAUAUGGCUUCGUUGUUAGAGAGUGAUCGUCAAUGCUAAUAUUAAUCAAAGUCGACGGAAUUAAAAAAAAAUAAUAAUAAAUAAAUUACACGGAGGACUCCACGUUCCCAAUCCCCACGUCAAAUGAUCCAAAAGCACGCCAAGUCACGACUUUGAAGAUCCACCUUAAAUGAACCAAGGGAGAUACUUGAUAAACAUCUUGCUUUUGACAAAGGUAAGCUUUGGCUCAUUUAAUUAAGUGAUUGUCUAUUUGUUGUCCACACAUAUUAUAGUGAUUUAUUUUUAAAUUCUUCACCAGUACUCCAGACUGGGAAGACAGACUUUUUUUUUUUUUUUUAUACACUGAAGAAUUAACUUAUAAGGAAUAAAUCACCUGUGCUGCUUGUUCUUCCUCAUAUUUCUCCACAAUGGAGGAUAUGAGAGAUUCAACUGCAAUGCCACAAAUUGUGAAAAUUGUGAGGAUGUUUGUUAAGUUUCAUCCGCUAUUGACAGUUAGUCGUCUUAUCUUUGGGGUUAUAUUUCUACAGGAUUGGGUUGAAGAUGAGCUGAGUAAUCAAUGGAAAAUGCUCAAGGUUUAUUGCCAAUUAGCAAUGAGAGCUUCGCUAGAUCCGAUUAAUGAGAAGAUGAAGAAUCUAUCUGAAGUCCUCCAAAUGCAUCUCAACAAUGAAGCAACAAAGGGUUAGCUAAAGGCCAAGUUGGUCGGUAAGCUUGCCCUCUUCUUCGCCACAUUUCUCUUGCUGGAUACAAAUUUUAAUUCAAAAUAUGAUAAAGUGGGGCCAAAACACUAUUAUUGUUGCAUGUUGCCCUUGACUUGCUAAAUCGUUCGAACGUUUGGAGUCAACUCAAAAUUCUAUGUGGAAGAUCUAGUUGCAUAACAAAUUCAACAUCAAACGUCACCUUCUUUAUUCUAGCACUUGUUUUUUAAAGAUUUUACGAUAAUUCAUUAAGGAGCCUCAUUGCUGUGCUGUGCAUCGCAAUUUUUCUUUUAUGUGUACUAGUUGUAUUAUAGUUGCGGACAGACUUUGGGUUGUUUAGUUUCAUCAUUGGAGUCAUUGUAUCGAUUACUUACAACCGGUUCAAGUUCAUGUUUCCGUCAUGGAUAAUUGCCUCCAUUUGUUUUGUGCUGAUUAGUUUCAAAA